Rosa rugosa (rugosa rose) is the source of this 1722-nucleotide messenger RNA. RefSeq names its product F-box protein At2g26160-like. Gene Ontology annotation, molecular function: protein binding. NCBI's taxonomy places the organism in Eukaryota, Viridiplantae, Streptophyta, Magnoliopsida, Rosales, Rosaceae. The record is from RefSeq and is a predicted model, not a curated record. The transcript has 2 exons. Bases 595 to 1566 code for a protein of 323 amino acids.
GUUCGGAUCUAAACCUGACUCCCAUCUGCCGGCCGUACUGAAGACUUGAAGAGCUAGCGAGCAAGACCUAGUUGAGUUCUAGGGCACAACCUGUUCAACUUCGGAGGUUUCAAAUUAUGGAUCCAUCUCGAGGUAUCUUUCCUUCAACAUCUCUUUUCUUAAAGAUUUUCAAGUCUUUGUUUUGCUCGAUAUUGCAUAUAAUACAUGUUCUUGGUUGUGUUUACCUGGCCUCCAGUGUUAUUCCAUCUUGAUAUAGAAAUAAAUAUAUAUUAAUUUGAGGAGGAUAUAGCAUUUGUUCAUCCUUAAUUUUAGAUUUUCUAACUCUUUACCCGUUCACGAUUUUUUGAUUUCCAGUCGCUUCUCUCUUUUAGCUUGUUUUUGGGCAGUUUACCUUUAUGCAGGCUGUUGUAUUCCUUCAGGAGAGGGUUUGUGGAUUGGUCAGAGUUGCCUAAACACCUAUUGGAUUCAGUUUUAGGGAGGCUAGAGUUACUGGGAGAUUAUUUGCGAUUUAGUAUUGUCUGUAGAUCAUGGUAUUGGGUAGCAAAGGAUAAUAAAAACAAACUCGCUACAAGGCAGUGUUGCCAUCCUCCUCCAAUGCUCUUGAUUAAUACUGACAAAGAAGAUACAUGGAAGGUCUACAACGUCAUGGAUAAUAAGCUUCUUGAUUUGCAAUUAAGAGUGCCAAAUACUCGAUUUUGUGGGUCUUCAAAAGGAUGGUUGAUAUUCAUGGAGAACGACUAUGCAGUAACCCUUGUAAAUCCAUUCUUUAGGGUUAGAGGGAGGAGAGAGAAACAAAAUUCAAUUAUCCACCUUCCUCCAUUGUUGCCACCUAGAGAGACAGACAAAUUUUAUCGUGAACACUUUGAUUAUUAUGUUUACAAGGCUAUAAUUUCAGCAGAUCCGAUACUAAAUAGAAAGGAGUGCAUUGUUGUCGUCGUAACUCAGCCCUUCUGGCAGUUGGCUUUUAUUAGACUCGGGAAAGACUCAACUUGGACUUAUGUUGACGGACGUUACCGUGCUCGUGGAUUUGAUGAAGUUGUUUUUCUUGAAGAUAAGUUUUAUGGUGUUCAAUCUGAUAGCAGAGUUUUAUCUUUUAAGGUUAACACUCAUGUUCACUCCAACCUAAAAUUUGCUGCACGCCGCAUUGAAACAGACUAUUGGUACAAGAAUUACCUGGUGUAUUCAAUUGAGAAAGAAUUGUUGUUAGUUCAUAGGCAUUUUGAGGAUUCGAGACGUACAGUGAAGUUCGUAGUUUAUAAACUGAAUUUCAAUAACCGUAAGUGGACUGAGAUAAACACUAUAGGUGAUGUUGCUCUCUUUGUGGGUGAUAACUCUACAUUUUCCGUGUUGGCGUCAAGCUUUCGAGGAUGUCUACCAAAUUGCAUAUACUUUACCCAUGACAGUAAUAGCGUGAAAGUACACUUGGGGCCUGAUGGUCCUCAUGAUUUUGGCGUGUAUGAUGUCGAAUAUAGAAGGUUUUUAAACGUUGACACCACACAAGUUUCAACUCUUGUCAAGAUGAGCAAGCAACCACCAAUUUGGAUUUUGCCAACGUUUCAGCUGUAAGCUCAAGAGUAGCUUCUUUUUGGAUAUCUUUUGAUUCUUGAUUCAUCUGUCAAAUUCUCGAAUUAUAAGCUAGUUGAUUAUGUAUCUUUCUUGUUUUUUUCUUUUGGUUGUGCUAUUGGUUUCCUUGAUCAACGAAAGAAUAUUGCUUUUUUUUUU